Molecule: messenger RNA, 1707 nt
Organism: Lycium ferocissimum
Lineage: Eukaryota; Viridiplantae; Streptophyta; Magnoliopsida; Solanales; Solanaceae
Exons: 3
Coding region: 118-1521 (467 amino acids)
Source: RefSeq, a predicted model, not a curated record
CCACAAAACAACGACGUAGUGUUGUCUGGCUUAUCUGUAUGUGCUUGUCUAUUCCAAAGUCUACAACUGUCUUAACCAAACUAGUCUUCGCCGGCAAACUGAGAUCGUGAUCUUACAAUGUCAUGGUUUGCUCGAUCCAUUGCCAACUCUCUCAAACUCGACGAUGACGAUGAAAACGACAUCGUUCCAAGCGCCAAUCACAAUCACUCCACAGAGAAUCAACAAACAGAUGAUGAUCCGUCACGUGGCGUCAAGGAAGACUUCUCAGAGCUGACAAAAACCCUAACCCGUCAAUUUUGGGGAGUUGCCUCAUUUCUGGCCCCACCGCCCCAACCCGAACCCGACAAGCCUUUAAUGGAUCCCAAUUCAGGACCCGGUCGAGAUUCGGAUGACGAGGAAUCCGACCCGGAUGGGAUUGCGGGUUUUCGGAGCGAUAUUGCUGAAAUUGGGGGCAGAUUCAAAAGUGGGAUAUCUAAUUUUUCGAAGAAUAUUCCAGUGUCGGAAAUUACCAAAAUGGCCUCGAAUUUACUACAACUGGGACCGGAGGAAGGUGCAGUUGGUGUUACGGAGGAAGUAGUGGCUUUUGUGAGGGACAUUGCUAUGCAUCCUGAGACUUGGUUGGAUUUCCCUUUGCUCGAUGAAGACGACGAUGAAGUAGAUUUUGAUUUGUCUGAUGCACAACAAGAGCAUGCAUUAGCUGUCGAGCGUCUUGCUCCAAGACUGGCCGCUUUGAGGAUUGAGCUCUGCCCAGGUUACAUGAGUGAGGCUCGCUUUUGGGAAAUUUACUUUGUUCUUCUGCACCCUAGACUGGAUAAACAAGAUGCGGAACUUUUAUCCACACCCCAGGUAGUUAAAGCCAGGGCCUCAUUGGCGCAGGAGUUACAUAAGCGAACCAAGCCAGUAGAAGAAGAUUGCUCAAAGGAGGAGACUUUUGAAUCAACUGACAGGGAAGGCUCUCAACAUGAGGAGAUGCUUGCUGUCCCGUCCGCUGCUCUCUCUGCAGAUGUAGGUCAAGACAUGUCUAGUGUGGAAGUUGCCACUUCACCUACUGUUGCCGGCUCUGGUACCGACGUACACCCUGUCAUUAGUGAAAAUCAAACAGUUGAUAAACUUGUGGUUGAAGAAGGACCUAUUACCCAAAGCAAAGAUGAAAUAUUGCAUUCUGGAUCAGUGACUAAGUUAGAGGAGAGUGAUGAAGAGGAUGGUGAUGAUUGGUUAAAGGAAGAAGGCACAGAAAUUACAGGUACCAAUAAAACCAGCAUGUCCUUCGAGGAUGAUGAGGAUGUGUCCUUCAGUGAUCUUGAAGAGGAUGAUUCAGAUGUGCCUGUAAAAUCAAAGAAAGUAGUUUACAGUUCUGAUAAGGACUCGCAAGAUUGGGUCCAGUUGAGGAAAAGCUCCGCUGACUUGUCUAGAGAUACCAGUUCCGUCAACCAGAUUGGUUCUGUAAACAAAAAUGUGCAGAAUCCUGAUAGCAAAGAAUCAAAUGAUUGGCUGGAUAUUGAUGACAUUGAGGUGGCAUGAGCUUAUGAUGUAAGAUUUCUAUGAAGUUAUCGUUCCGCUUAUUUAUUGGUGUGAAUAGCUAUUCCCUAUCCUCCAGUCUGCUCUAAGAAUUCCUAAACUGUAUGUUUGUACAUAGAAUCCAUAAUGAAUAUUUGCUCCUAUUACUAUACUAAUGCAGUUUCAAUUACCUCCUUGUUAGGAGAUGUA